Messenger RNA from Knipowitschia caucasica, 591 nucleotides. The record is from the annotation of a GenBank genome assembly. NCBI's taxonomy places the organism in Eukaryota, Metazoa, Chordata, Actinopteri, Gobiiformes, Gobiidae.
AUGAAGUUGGCUCAGGCCUACGUUUUGGGAGAGCCAAUGUACUUUGUGGCAAAGCAAGCUGAUGGCACACACAUUUCUGCAGAUGAAAGGAUUUACAUCAAUCAGUGCUUUAUUACUUCCUCUCUUGUUCCUUCAAGUCCUAAACAUGUGGUCAUUGAUAAUCAUGGGUGCAUGGUGGAGGGUAAAGAAUCUGCGGCGGCGAGGUUCCUAGCAGGGCCAUCAAGGCUGACUCAGAGAUUCACAAUGAAUGCUGUCCUUGUGCAUGGAAUAUCAUAUACUCCCAGCACAAAGCACCUUUACAUGCACUGUGAUGUCACUGUGGGUAAACACCCUCAAAGUGAACAUUUCAAGGCAUGCAAUUAUGACCCAGGCACCAAAACUUGGAAAGAACUGUACGGCUAUGAUUCGGUGUGCGCUUGCUGUAAGUCGACCUGUUCUCACGGGCCACAUCUAAGGGCAUCUAGGAAUAUGGUCACGAGUCAGCCUUGGAACGUCAACGCGGAGGACUUGAAGAUGAAAAAGUUGGCCAACAUUGAGACUGACGAUGAGGACAUGAUUAUUGAAUGGAAUAAAUUGGAGGAUGAUUAUUAA